Molecule: messenger RNA, 738 nt
Organism: Penicillium salamii
Lineage: Eukaryota; Fungi; Ascomycota; Eurotiomycetes; Eurotiales; Aspergillaceae
Source: the annotation of a GenBank genome assembly
AUGGUCGCCUUCGACAAGUGUGAGACCCGGCCUGCCCAUAUUGAGACCAUUCUCAAUGGCCUCGACCGAUACAACCCCGAGACCACCACCACCUUCCAGGACUAUGUCGCCCAGCAGUGCGAGGACCGGUCAUUCGACUGCUACGCCAACCUGGCCCUCCUGAAGCUCUUCCAGUUCAACCCCCACCUCCUCCAAGCCGACACCGUCACCAACAUCCUCGCCAAGGCUCUGACCGUGUUCCCCUCCCCCGCCUUCUCGCUCUGCCUCGCCCUGCUCCCCCCAAGCACCCAGCCCUUCCCCAACACCGACGCAGCACAAGCCGCCUCCCAGCAAUCCGACUUCGUCGAGUCCGUGCAGAAGCUCACCCGCCUCUCCACCCUCCUCGAAUCCGCCCAGUACGCCCAGUUCUGGUCCACCCUUAACUCGGACGACCUGUACGCCGACCUGACCGCCGACGUCGCGGGCUUCGAGGAACUCGUCCGCAUCCGCAUCGCCGUCGAAGUCGGCAAGACUUUCCGCUCCAUCACUGCCGAGAACCUCGAGUCUUGGCUCGAUGUUCGCAGCCGCGAUGCCCUGGACAAGUUCGUCGUUGACGUCUGUGGCUGGAAGGUCGAUGGUGCUGUCAUUCGCGUCCCUACCAACAAGGAGAACGAGGCCCGUUCUGAAGUCAAGAGCGAGCACGUUGGUAUCGAGCAGUUUGGCCGUGUUAUUCGUCGUGGUUUCGAGCUCCCCGCAUAA